AUGGUCUUAUCAAGUUUUUCAGUAUUUCUUGCCGCUCUAAACUUCUCUCUUUCUCUCGCCACAUUCCUGGGCAAUGUCCUGAUCCUCUUUGCCCUUCGUAAGGUGAAUUCUAUUCGACCUCAAACAAAGCUGUUGUUUCAAUGUUUGGCAGUCACUGAUCUUGCCGUUGGACUUGCUGCCCAGCCUCUUCUGGCAAUAACUUUCAUACUAGGGGCAGUUAAAAGGAACAUAAUUCUCUACAUCUAUCAUGUUUCUAUACCGAUGGGUUUUGUUUUGCAAACAGUUUCUGUCCUGACAACGACCGCAAUAUGUGUAGACAGGCUUCUAGCUCUUCUUUUGGGGCUGCGAUAUCCUCAAAUUGUCACAUUCAGGCGUGUCCGACUAGUUCUAUUUUGUUUUUGGUUGCUGAGUAGUGUAAUCAUUGGAUUGAGAUACAGCACAGGAUACGUUGAAACAGCCCGCUCCAUACUUAUUGCCUUGAUGUUACUGUCCUUACUAGUAUCGUUAGCCUCUUACGCGAAGAUCUAUCGCCGUCUCCGACAUCAACAACAGCAAGUACAGAUCCACGUGCCACAACCACAGCCUCAACCACGAAAUGGAGAAGCAAUUUCACUGAACAUAGCCCGAUACAUGAAGACGGUUUCUAGUAUAGUAUACGUGCAGCUAGCGCUAGGUUUUUGCUAUCUUCCACAUAUGUGUCAGUGGGCAUGCUGCUAACAAACGGAAUAAUACCUCCGACCGCCUGGGGUUCAUUAUUUCAUGGAGCUACGAUAACAAUUCUGUGCUUAAAUUCAACUCUAAACCCGAUUCUUUAUUGCUGGAGGAUAAGAGAGGUAAAACAAGCGGUGAAGAGCACGAUCAGACAAUUAAGUUGGUGUUAAAUAUUGAGGUAACUGCAAUGCAGGACGACUGAAACAUGCUUUUUCGGAUGAAUUGUGUUGAGUUGACUUACUGAAUUAACCCAGAAAAAAUGCAAUUUUCAAUUCUCUUUCUGAAUCAUCCGAGUUGUUCCCAACCUACAAAGCGGUCAAAACAUGAACCAUAGAUUCUACGUAACAAGGGCGUACUCUUUUGAUCAGUUCUUCACAAACAUGAACAGCUAAUUGCUAACAGCACUCGCUUUUCAUCACCGGAUGACUUAAUUAUUAAAAACUGACGACUCCUCACAUUCAGGGAAAAGAGCCAGAAAACAAUGUUAUCUACUGUGUGGUUAUUACGCGUGGUGAAUAUAGUUAUAUGCUAGUUUUGUGACAAACUUUCCACUAAAAUCCUUCUAACUUUCUCUUCAGAAGCAGAACAUCGCUGAUGUUAGAUAAAGAGAGGAUGUAAAUACACACUUCGCGGAAAGAGAAAAAAAAAUAAAGAAAACUUUCGCAAUGAAAUAGUAAAAAAGGUCGACUAUUCUUUUAAUGGAAUUAUCAUAUUCAAGCAAAACUUAAUUUAAGAAAUAGCUUAUCCUCAUUACUGAUGCCGCACAGAAAAUACGUUACCAGUGCAAGUCUUCGUCUGCACAAAAGAAAGAUUUAAUUCAUUUUCGUUCAACUACAUACAACCGAAUCGUCACAUACGUGCUGCUUUAGCAAAAGAAAAUAAAAUAGUAAGAAUAAAAAAAAAUUGACAGAUAAAGUGAAAAAAUGAACAGUAAAACGUUCAAAUCUCUUAGCUAUUUUCAGUGAAGGUUCUGUUUGUUAAACAAAUGCAUAAAGGAGAAAAUUUCUUAUGAAACAAUGGUGAUGCAUCGGCAGGGGUAUCACAAGAUACUCUGGUCUUAUUAACUACCUUAAUGGUGUAAAUUGGCCACCGUGGAGAGUUUCUACAGCCGACGUUGCGAGCGUUUUCUCUUCGUAUUUUGCUCUGACGAAGAGCUGACGCUCGAAACAUCAGCCGUAGAAACUCUUUACUUUAUUUACUGUAUCAACUUAGUGGACAAAAUUUAAUUGUUUGCUAUACAACCUUUUCAUCUAACUUGAGAACUGAAGAUGAGAUUAUGUCAUUUUUCAUGCCAUUCGGGAAAUCAGAAAUCACAUUAAGAAAUUCAUUUUUUCUUUAAAACGUCGUUGAACUUAGUCAAAAUUUUUUAGCGCAUGGCUUAAUUUCACUUUCUCGUCCGGCUUUCAACAAGCAAAAUAUUAUUUCAAUCUUGUUUUCUAGUCACCAUAUUCCAACUAGUAGCGUUGCUCCAUCUCCUGCAUAUAGACACACACACAACCAACAAUUCCUCCAAUCGCUCUGACGAAGGGCUAACGCUCGAAACGUCAGCUUUUAAACUCUUUACGGUGGUCAAUUAACCUUAUCAACUCAAUUGAUAAUACUAAAUUACCUUGUUAUACUCUCCUACCAAUCGCGACGCAACUCCACAGUUUCUUACCCCCUCUAUUAUUUUAAUGGAUGUUAGCACCGUCAGCUUCGUUGUUCAUUGGUAAAUGUUGACAUAUAGACAGACUUUUUGAUCGAUAUUUCAGGUGAGAGUUUAGCAUCUAUAGGUAUUCUUGCUGAGAUGGUUGGUCAAAGUGUGCGAAAUGAUUACAAGUAUAUGACUGAAUGUCGUCUAACAAAACGAUGUUUUCUUCUUAAUGGCACAAAUGUGGUUCGAGUUUAAACUCUAUGAUUUCAAUGUAAGUGUCAGAUUUUUACAAAAUUGUCCACUUUACUUCGACUGGAAUUCUUUUGGAAAGUCAGCCGUUUUAGUGUACGCAUGACUAUAAGUUAUCUUAGUGACAAUUCGUUAUGUACAUGUAUCGCCUAUGGGAGGGAUGUUGGAGGAUUUUUGGGGGAAUACCUUAGUUUCCACGGGGCACAGAGGAGGGAUACGUCAUCUCUAAAAGAGUUCAAAGGGGGGGAGGGGAUAUAGGAAAUUGAAUGCCAAUGAAAGGAGAUCGUUAGAAUACUAGGUAGCCUUUUGAGGGGGGGUUGGGGGGGGUUCAUGCGAAUACUACAGAGCCUUUUGGGGGUCUGGUAUUUUGUUUUGUGACACAACCACGUUCCCCUGAUCCCCUAUGACCAUGAAUAUAGUUUUAAAUGUUUCCCUUAAACCAAGCAAAUUAACACUGACUCAGUGAUAAUUAUAAACUGUGUAAAUGCCUGCUAUUGCAGUACCGACGACUCUGGUUUUGUCCCUCGAAAUGCUUCAAAAAUGAGAGAGAGACUGGAAUUGUAUAUUAGAGAUAGCUCGAUAUGCUUGAAUUAUCACGCGGUAUGUUUGAUGAAUAUUAGUGGCCGAGAGCGGAUACAUUUAACGCAGCAAACACAACAUAUUUCUCAUAAGAUAGGAUAAUUACAACGAGGCAAAGUGCUGUGUAAUCAAAUUGAACAACGCAAAGGUGCUUCAAGAAGGCCAUAGAUAGCGAAACACUUACCUGCAUUCGUUUCGUGAGCUGCUGAAGUUAUAUACUGAAACUCCAUACCACGGAACUCAUAUUUGAGAAGCCAGUUUUAUUUUAUUCAGAGAAGUCCCGUUAUCGGAGUUUGCUCUUAUCAAUACAAGAUUUAAAAAUCUCAUUCGUCGACAGAGGUGGAAGAUUUUGGUGUAAACAAACCAUCUGCCAGUUUUUCAAUCCCAAUGGAUGAUGCAUCCAGGAAUCGUUCUGGGCAGGAUUGUUCGAAAGGGGUUUAAUGUCAAUCUAGGAUUAAAAGUUAACCUUUGCUUUUAUUUCUCGUGUGGAUGAGUGUGUUUAAGAGCUGGGGUUUUGUUGGGUUCUCAAUAUGACUUGAAAUUAAAAGGAAAAAAAAGAAAAAGAAAAAAUUCCUCUGCAAAGCCAUUAAACUGAAUUAAAAGUUUGCACUAACGUUAAUCGUGUUUCGAACAACCCGGCCCAGUUGUUUUGAAGGUUUUUGUCAUAUUGGCAUUAACAGGUAAGUUACCCUUCUUUGAAGUGUUUUGCUACAACGUACUAGAUAUAGCUGUAAGCGUCUUAAAGAACGGCCGAGAAGGUUUAUUUUAAAACUUUGUUUUACAGGAGGAAUGGCUUAAAAUUUUGUUAGUCAUCAAUUAACAAAACACGAAACGUCGGCAAAUAUUUUACCCACAGCUUUAAAAGCUUUCGGGUAUUCCAUGAAUUUUAAUAAAGUUCUAGCCUCGUUUACUGAGUGUAAGUACCACAUUCGAGAAAACAAACGGAAAUUAAAGUUAAAGCUAAGCUUACAGAGAAUAACUAACGAAUAAAAUGGAAGUUGAAGAUAAUUUGCGUAUUAAUAGGAAGGACCAAAAUGAAGAGGGUAGAACUGACUGCUUUCUCUAAGGGAGAUUAUUUCAUAUUAGCUUAUCAUUCGUUUGCGAUUGAAUGGAAAGGAAAAAAACUUGAAAACUCCACUUCUUUUCACUUUUUUAACCAGGUGCUUCAUAACCAUUCUGAUCAGGGUCGUUAAGCACCUUCCCUUUUAAGGGUUUAGAGUGCUAUACAAUUCAUGUCAAAGGACUGGCUAAAAUAAUGCUGGAUGACCACUUGAGCAGUAACUUAUUAAAAAGCCAUCGCGGAAAGAUGAACAGAUGAGCUCAAUGAAAGAAAAUUAAAAUGAAAUACUUGAAACAUGGUUCCAUAGCCUUUUGUGUUCCCAUGAGGACUGUAGACCGUAAUUGAAAGACUGAGUACUUUGAAGAUGAUUUCAUCAGUCAUAGAUAACCCAAAACUAAAUGCGCCUAAGAACAAAACCUUUCUCUAUUACGACAGAUAUUGAACAAAGAUGGCCUUGAGAGGUUAAUCAAAAGCUUUUGGCGGAAGCUUUUCAGUGUUUUCCUUUGUCUCGAUUUCUUUUUACAAUAAAUGGAGUUCCAUGCACUCGCGACCUAGAUUGACAGAGUCAAUUACUUGAUGUGCAGCAUCUAGGCCAAAAAGAAUAUCGUCGCUCAAUCAUGGUAUCAUUAAGUUUUGCAAUAUUUCUUGUCGCUCUAAACUUCUCUCUUUCUCUCACCACAUUCCUGGGCAAUGUCCUGAUCCUCUUUGCCCUUCGUAAGGUGAAUUCUAUUCGACCUCAAACAAAGCUGUUGUUUCAAUGUUUGGCAGUCACUGAUCUUGCCGUUGGACUUGCUGUCCAGCCUCUUCUGGCAAUAGCUUUCAUACCAGGGAUAGUUAAAAGGAAUAUAAUUCUCUACCUCUAUCAAGUUUCUGUAUCGAUGGGUUUUUUUUCGCUAACAGUUUCUGUCCUGACAACGACCGCAAUAUGUGUGGAUAGGCUUCUCGCUCUUCUUUUAGGGCUGCGAUAUCAUCAAAUUGUCACAUUCAGGCGUGCCCAACUAGUUCUAUUUUGUUUUUGGUUGCUGAGUAGUGUAGUCAUUGGAUUGAGAUACAGCACAGGAUACGUUGAAACAGCCCGCUCCAUACUUAUUGCCUUGAUGUUACUGUCCUUACUAGUAUCGUUAGCCUCUUACGCGAAGAUCUAUCGCCGUCUCCGACAUCAACAACAGCGAGUUCAAAUCCACGUGCCACAACCACAACCUCAACCACGAAAUGGCGAAGCAAUUUUACUGAACAUAGCCCGGUACAAGAAGACGGUUUCUAGUAUAGUAUGCGUGCAGCUAGCGCAAGGUUUUUGCUAUCUUCCAUAUAUGUUAGUGGGCAUGCUACUAACAAACGGAAUAAUACCUCCGACCGCCAGGGGUUCAUUAUUUCUUGGAGCUACGAUAACAAUUCUGUGCUUAAAUUCAACUCUAAACCCGAUUCUUUAUUGCUGGAGGAUAAGAGAGGUAAAACAAGCGGUGAAGAGCACGAUCAGACAAUUAAGCUUGUGUUAAAUAUUGAGAUAACUGCAAUGCAGGACUUUUGAAACAUGCUUUUUCGGAUGAAUUGUGUUGAGUUGACUUACUGAAUUAACUCAGAAAAAAAUGGAACUUUUUUCUGAGUAUGAUUCCUAAAAUUCUCUUUCUGAAUCAUCCGUGUUGUUCCCAACUUACAAAGCGGUCAAAACAUGAACCAUAGAUUCUACGUAACAAGGGCGUACUCUUCUGAUCUAUUCUUCACAAACAUGAACAGCUAAUUGCUAACAGCACUCGCUUUUCAUCACCGGAUGACUUAAUUAUUAAAAACUGACGACUCCUCACAUUCAGGGAAACGAGCCAGAAAACAAUGUUAUCUACUGUGUGGUUAUUGCGCGUGGUGAAUAUAGUUAUAUGCUAGUUUUGUGACAAACUUUCCACUAAAAUCCUUCUAACUUUCUCUUCAGAAGCAGAACAUCGCUGAUGUUAGAUAAAGAGAGGAUGUAAAUACACACUUCGCGGAAAGAGAAAAAAAAUAAAGAAAACUUUCGCAAUGAAAUAGUAAAAAAGGUCGACUAUUCUUUUAAUGGAAUUAUCAUAUUCAAGCAAAACUUAAUUUAAGAAAUAGCUCAUCCUCAUUACUGAUGCCGCACAGAAAAUACGUUACCAGUGCAAGUCUUCGUCUGCACAAAAGAAAGAUAAAAUUAAUUUUCGUUCAACUACAUACAACCGAAUCGUCACAUACGUGCUGCUUUAGCAAAAGAAAACAAAAUAGUAAGAAUAAAAAAAUUGACAGAUAAAGUGAAAAAAUGAACAGUAAAACGUUCAAAUCUCUUAGCUAUUUUCAGUGAAGGUUCUGUUUGUUAAACAAAUGCAUAAAGGAGAAAGAUUUCUUAUGAAACAGUGGUGAUGCAUCGGCAAGGGUAUCACAAGAUACUCUGGUCUUAUUAACUACCUUAAUGGUGUAAAUUGGCCACCGUGGAGGGUUUCUACAGCUGACGUUGCGAGCGUUUUCUCUUCGUAUUUUGCUCUGACGAAGAGCUGACGCUCGAAAUAUCGGCUGUAGAAACUCUUUACUUUAUUUACUUUAUCAACUUAGUGGACAAAAUUAAAUUGUUUGCUAUACAGAUAACUUUUUCAUCUAACUUGAGAACUGAAGAUGAGAUUAUGUCAUUUUUCAUGCCAUUCGGGAAAUCAGAAAUCACAUUAAGAAAUUCAUUUUUUCUUUAAAACGUCAUUGAACUUAGUCAAAUUUUUUUAGCGCAUGGCUUAAUUUCACUUUCUCGUCCGGCUUUCAACAAGCAAAAUAUUAUUUCAAUCUUGUUUUCUAGUCACCAUAUUCCAACUAGUAGCGUUGCUCCAUCUCCUGCAUAUAGACACACACACAACCAACAAUUCCUCCAAUCGCUCUGACGAAGGGCUAACGCUCGAAACGUCAGCUUUUAAACUCUUUACGGUGGCCAAUUAACCUUAUCAACUCAAUUGAUAAUACUAAAUUACCUUGUUAUACUCUCCUACCAAUCGCGACGCAACUCCACAGUUUCUUACCCCCUCUAUUAUUUUAAUGGAUGUUAGCACCGUCAGCUUAGUUGUUCAUUGGUAAAUGUUGACAUAUAGACAGACUUUUUGAUCGAUAUUUCAGGUGAGAGUUAAGCAUCUAUAGGUAUUUUUGCUGAGAUGGUUGGUCAAAGUGUGCGAAAUGAUUACAAGUAUAUAACUGAAUGUCAUCUAACAAAACGAUGUUUUCUUCUUAAUGGCACAAAUGUGGUUCGAGUUUAAACUCUAUGAUUUCAAUGUAAGUGUCAGAUUUUUACAAAAUUGUCCACUUUACUUCGACUGGAAUUCUUUUGGAAAGUCAGCCGUUUUAGUGUACGCAUGACUAUAAGUUAUCUUAGUGACAAUUCAUUAUGUACAUGUAUCGCCUAUGGGAGGGAUGUUGGAGGAUUUUUGGGAGAAUACCUUAGUUUCCACGGGGGACAAAAGAGGGAUACGUCAUCUCUAAAAGACUUCAAAGGGAGGGAGGGGAUAUAGGGAGUUGAAUGUCAAUGAGAGGAGAUCGUUAGAAUACUAGAGAGCCUUUUUGGGGGGGCUCAUGCGAAUACUACAGAGCCUUUUAAGGGGUCUGGUAUUUUGUUUUGUGACACAACCACGUUCCCCUGAUCUCCUAUGACCAUGAAUAUAGUUUUAAAUGUUUCCCUUAAACCAAGCAAAUUAACACUGACUGGGUGAUAAUUAUAAACUGUGUAAAUGCCAGCUAUUGCAGCACCGACGACUCUGGUUUUGUCCGUCGAAAUGCUUCAAAACUGAGAGAGAGACUGGAAUUGUAUAUUAGAGAUAGCUCGAUAUGCUUGAAUUAUCACGCGGUAUGUUUGAUGAAUAUUAGUGACCGAGAGCGGAUACAUUUAACGCAGCAAACACAACAUAUUUCUCAUAAGAUAGGAUAAUUACAACGAGGCAAAGUGCUAUGUAAUCAAAUUGAACAACGCAAAGAUGCUUCAAGAAGGCCAUAGAUAGCGAAACACUUACCUGCAUUCGUUUCGUGAGCUGCUGAAGUUAUAUACUGAAACUCCAUACCACGGAACUCAUAUUUGAGAAGCCAGUUUUAUUUUAUUCAGAGAAGUCCCGUUAUCGGAGUUUGCUCUCAUCAAUACAAGUUUUAAAAAUCUCAUUCGUCGACAGAGGUGGAAGAUUUUGGUGUAAACAAACCAUCUGCCAGUUUUUCAAUCCCAAUGGAUGAUGCUUCCAGGAAUCGUUCUGGGCAGGAUUGUUCGAAAGGGGUUUAACGUCAAUCUAGGAUGAAAAGUUAACCUUUGCUUUUAUUUCGCGUGUAGAUGAGCGUGUUUCAGAGCUGGGGUUUUGUUGGGUUCUCUCUCAAUAUGACUUGAAAUUAAAAGGAAAAAAAAGAAAAAGAAAAAAUUCCUCUGCAAAGCCAUUAAACUGAAUUAAAAGUUUGCACUAACGUUAAUCGUGUUUCGAACAACCCGGCCCAGUUGUUUUGAAGGUUUUUGUCAUAUUGGCAUUAACAGGUAAGUUACCCUUCUUUGAAGUGUUUUGCUACAACGUACUAGAUAUAGCUGUAAGCGUCUUAAAGAACGGCCGAGAAGGUUUAUUUUAAAACUUUGUUUUACAGGAGGAAUGGCUUAAAAUUUUGUUAGUCAUCAAUUAACAAAACACGAAACGUCGGCAAAUAUUUUACCCACAGCUUUAAAAGCUUUCGGGUAUUCCAUGAAUUUUAAUAAAGUUCUAGCCUCGUUUACUGAGUGUAAGUACCACAUUCGAGAAAACAAACGGAAAUUAAAGUUAAAGCUAAGCUUACAGAGAAUAACUAACGAAUAAAAUGGAAGUUGAAGAUAAUUUGCGUAUUAAUAGGAAGGACCAAAAUGAAGAGGGUAGAACUGACUGCUUUCUCUAAGGGAGAUUAUUUCAUAUUAGCUAAUCAUUCGUUUGCGAUUGAAUGGAAAGGAAAAAAACUUGAAAACUCCACUUCUUUUUACUUUUUUAACCAGGUGCUUCAUAGCCAUUCUGAUCAGGGUCGUUAAGCACCUUCCCUUUUAAGGGUUAAGAGUGCUAUACAAUUCAUUUCAAAGGACUGGCUAAAAUAAUGCUGGAUGACCACUUGAGCAGUAACUUAUUAAAAAGCCAUCGCGGAAAGAUGAACAGAUGAGCUCAAUGAAAGAAAAUUAAAAUGAAAUACUUGAAACAUGGUUCCAUAGCCUUUUGUGUUCCCAUGAGGACUGUAAACCGUAAUUGAAAGACUGAGUACUUUGAAGAUGAUUUCAUCAGUCAUAGAUAACCCAAAACUAAAUGCGCCUAAGAACAAAACCUUUCUCUAUUACGACAGAUAUUGAACAAAGAUGGCCUUGAGAGGUUAAUCAAAAGCUUUUGGCGGAAGCUUUUCAGUGUUUUCCUUUGUCUCGAUUUCUUUUUUUUAAUAAAUGGAGUUCCAUGCACUCGCGACCUAGAUUGACAGAGUCAAUUACUUGAUGUGCAGCAUCUAGGCCAAAAAGAAUAUCGUCGCUCAAUCAUGGUAUCAUUAAGUUUUGCAAUAUUUCUUGUCGCUCUAAACUUCUCUCUUUCUCUCACCACAUUCCUGGGCAAUGUCCUGAUCCUCUUUGCCCUUCGUAAGGUGAAUUCUAUUCGACCUCAAACAAAGCUGUUGUUUCAAUGUUUGGCAGUCACUGAUCUUGCCGUUGGACUUGCUGUCCAGCCUCUUCUGGCAAUAGCUUUCAUACCAGGGAUAGUUAAAAGGAAUAUAAUUCUCUACCUCUAUCAAGUUUCUGUAUCGAUGGGUUUUUUUUCGCUAACAGUUUCUGUCCUGACAACGACCGCAAUAUGUGUGGACAGGCUUCUCGCUCUUCUUUUAGGGCUGCGAUAUCAUCAAAUUGUCACAUUCAGGCGUGUCCGACUAGUUCUAUUUUGUUUUUGGUUGCUGAGUAGUGUAGUCAUUGGAUUGAGAUACAGCACAGGAUACGUUGAAACAGCCCGCUCCAUACUUAUUGCCUUGAUGUUACUGUCCUUACUAGUAUCGUUAGCCUCUUACGCGAAGAUCUAUCGCCGUCUCCGACAUCAACAACAGCGAGUUCAAAUCCACGUGCCACAACCACAACCUCAACCACGAAAUGGCGAAGCAAUUUCACUGAACAUAGCCCGGUACAAGAAGACGGUUUCUAGUAUAGUAUGCGUGCAGCUAGCGCAAGGUUUUUGCUAUCUUCCAUAUAUGUUAGUGGGCAUGCUACUAACAAACGGAAUAAUACCUCCGACCGCCAGGGGUUCAUUAUUUCUUGGAGCUACGAUAACAAUUCUGUGCUUAAAUUCAACUCUAAACCCGAUUCUUUAUUGCUGGAGGAUAAGAGAGGUAAAACAAGCGGUGAAGAGCACGAUCAGACAAUUAAGCUUGUGUUAA
Pocillopora meandrina is the source of this 10592-nucleotide messenger RNA. NCBI's taxonomy places the organism in Eukaryota, Metazoa, Cnidaria, Anthozoa, Scleractinia, Pocilloporidae. The record is from the annotation of a GenBank genome assembly.